UGCAGAAGGUGUCUGGAGCCCUGACAUUGAACAGAGCUUUCAGGAGGCUCUAGCUAUCUAUCCUCCAUGUGGGAGGAGAAAAAUCAUCUUAUCAGAUGAAGGCAAAAUGUAUGGUAGGAAUGAAUUAAUAGCCAGAUACAUCAAACUUAGAACGGGGAAGACACGGACCAGGAAACAGGUGUCUAGUCACAUACAGGUCUUAGCAAGAAAGAAAGUUCGAGAAAUUCAAGCCGCCAUUAAGGUGUCUAGUCACAUUCAGGUUCUUGCCAGAAGGAAAUCUCGUGAUUUUCAUUCCAAGCUGAAGGAUCAGACUGCGAAGGACAAAGCACUCCAGCACAUGGCAGCAAUGUCAUCAGCUCAGAUAGUAUCAGCUACUGCUAUCCACAACAAGUUGGGCCUGCCAGGAAUUCCCCGUCCUACAUUUCCUGGUGCACCUGGGUUUUGGCCAGGAAUGAUACAAACAGGGCAGCCGGGAUCCUCACAAGAUGUAAAGCCAUUCGUCCAGCAAGCCUAUCCUAUUCAGCCAACAGUCACGGCUCCCAUUUCAGGGUUUGAACCUGCAUCAGCUCCAGCACCAUCAGUUCCUGCUUGGCAGGGUCGAUCCAUUGGUACAACCAAACUCAGACUGGUGGAAUUCUCGGCUUUUCUUGAACAACAGAGAGACCCAGAAUCAUACAACAAACACCUCUUUGUGCACAUUGGACAUGCCAACCAUUCUUACAGUGACCCGUUGCUUGAGUCGGUGGACAUUCGUCAGAUUUAUGACAAAUUUCCUGAAAAGAAAGGUGGUUUAAAGGAACUGUUUGGGAAAGGGCCCCAAAAUGCCUUCUUCCUAGUAAAAUUUUGGGCUGACUUAAACUGCAACAUUCAAGAUGAUACAGGAGCAUUUUAUGGAGUAACUAGCCAAUAUGAGAGCUCAGAAAACAUGACAAUCACUUGUUCCACCAAAGUCUGUUCAUUUGGAAAGCAAGUAGUAGAAAAAGUAGAGACAGAAUAUGCAAGGUUUGAGAAUGGACGGUUUGUAUAUAGAAUAAACCGGUCACCAAUGUGUGAAUAUAUGAUCAACUUCAUACACAAGCUCAAGCAUUUACCAGAAAAAUAUAUGAUGAACAGUGUAUUGGAAAAUUUUACAAUUUUGUUGGUUGUAACAAACAGAGAUACACAAGAAACCCUACUCUGCAUGGCUUGUGUAUUUGAAGUUUCGAACAGUGAACACGGAGCACAACAUCACAUCUACAGGCUUGUAAAGGACUGAGUAGUUAUUUAUAUAUACACUUCAUUACACUUCUUUAUCAAAAACAUAGACUGUAAACCUCAACACUACGUGGCAGUGCCUCUGGCCUAGCUUUCACCCACAUUUUUCUAAAUCCUGUUUUAGUGAAGUCAUUUUUAAUGUGUUCAUAUAUAAUUGUAGCUGUGAAAUUCUGGUACAGUUGUAAAAAAUUCUUUCUAAAACUAAGUGUUCUUCAAAUUUGUUAACAACAGUACUUCGGGAAGACUGUAUUUAAGAACCUAAUGCCUCUGUCUGUGGAGGCUUAUUUUUAAUUGUGAUAGAAAAAUGAAAGACAGAGCAUUUGCCAUGGGGAAAAUUUACAGCAUUUAAAAGAAUUUAUUUAGGGUUUUGUUUUGUUUCUUUCCAAAAUAAAAUACUUAUUUUACAAUGCAAGUGAAAUUGAAAUGAAUCUUUAACUAUAACUAUAACUUAGUACACAAAGUUAAUAAUCUUUAUAGAAUUAUCUUUGUAACUAAUCGGAGUGGAAGAUACGGACGAAUGUAAUUCACUAAAUUAUUUUUUAAAAUGAAACAUUUUUUUUCUUUUUGAAACCAAAUGAUAAAUGUAGCCUUAAGAAAUGCCUGAUAUAAAAACAAGCAGCUCCUAAAAUUAGGCAAAUUUUGUAUUUUUUUUCUCAGUGUUAAAACUAAUCUUUUAAUUUAUAAUUCAUUAAACUUUCCAACAGGUAUUGCAGAGAAAGAGAAUAUCAUCCCUUAUACUAACUAUGUUAUGUAUAUUUUUAAAAAUACAAAAUUGUGUUGUACUAAUAUGGAAAUUUGAUUAUUUAAUGAAAAACUGAUGGCUCAUUUUGCAAUAAGUAGGUAAAUACUGAAAUUUUAGACUUUCAUUGUAUGUAGCCUUGUGUGUGCAGUUAUAUUUUAUGUGGACAACUAUAUUUUCUGUUGAGUGAAAAAUUUGCAAUGCCAAAAUUAACAAACUUAGGGGUGAAACAAUUGACAUUAUUACUGCAUUGCAAAUAAUCUGUAUGCUGAAUGCUAGAAAAAAUAAUGUGGUUGAGAAAAGACUACGUAGGCCAGUAAAAGACUCGUCAGCUUUAAUGUCAUAGGGAUGCUAGAAAAUCACAACCAUCAUCAGGCAAAAAAGAUUUGAAAUUUUAUGUCCGCCCCUUUCUCAUACUACAUAAGUUACCCCAGUUAUGUCUCCAAUCAUGGUACAUUUAGUACUUGGAGGCAGGGUACAUAGGAUGCACCCAUUAAUACCACUUGAGGUUUGGUCGCCUUUCAUAUCCAAAAUAUACAGAUGUGCAGUAUUCAUCCCUGUGGUUAAUAAACAGAAAAGUAGUCCAUUCAGAGAAGAUUUGGAUAUCAAGUGAAAUAUUUUAAUAUUAAUAAGGAUUAAAAAUGUAGUCACGGGUGUGAAUGGUUUUCUAGGUUGCACAUGUUUUCUGAUUCUUGUCGGCAUAGGCUUCCCUUAGUAUUAGUCUGAUGCAUCUCCUCUGCCAUCUGUUCAACCACCGCCUUUCCACUGCCCCAUGCAACCUUAAUUUUAAAUGUAUUGAGAGGA
This is a messenger RNA of Pelodiscus sinensis (Chinese soft-shelled turtle), 2797 nucleotides long. RefSeq names its product TEA domain transcription factor 1 (gene TEAD1). NCBI's taxonomy places the organism in Eukaryota, Metazoa, Chordata, Testudines, Trionychidae. Gene Ontology annotation, biological process: hippo signaling; embryonic organ development; regulation of transcription by RNA polymerase II. The record is from RefSeq and is a predicted model, not a curated record. Gene Ontology annotation, cellular component: transcription regulator complex. Gene Ontology annotation, molecular function: DNA-binding transcription factor activity, RNA polymerase II-specific; RNA polymerase II cis-regulatory region sequence-specific DNA binding.